UUUUCUGUUGCUUGCAGGGUGAAUUUUACAUUAAAGAGUGAUACUAAUCUAUUCGAAAUUGUGAAAUGUAAAACAAGCGUUUCAGCUAUUGAGGUGAGCCCAGAUGGGAAGCAAUUUUCUGUUACAUCACCAGAUUGUACGAUCGGAGUUUUUUGGUUUAAGUCUGGCAAACUGAGACGUGUUUAUGAUGAGUCUCUUGAGGUUGCCCAGGAUCUCCGGAGAAGUAAUGUCGCUCUAUAUCAGCUGGAAGCUAUUGAUUUUGGGAGAAGGAUGGCUGUUGAGAAAGAAAUUGAGAAAACAGAAAACGCACCACAACCAAAUGCAGUCUUUGAUGAAAGUUCAAACUUUCUUUUGUAUGCAACACUACUUGGUAUACAAGUGGUUAAUUUACACACCAAUAAAGUUGCCAGAAUACUUGGAAAAGUGGAGAACAAUGACGGAUUCUUGAGAAUUGCCCUGUAUCAAGGGGACAGAAGCAGCAAAAAAGUGAGAAAAAUCCCUGCUGCUGCCGCAAAUGCAAAUGAAAACAAGGAGCCACUAAUGGAUCCUACACUUUUAUGCUGUGCAUCCAAGAAACAUAGAAUCUAUUUAUUCAGUUGGAGAGAACCUGAGGAACCUGAAGAUGCAAGAAAGGGGAGGGAUGUGUCCAAUGAGAAGCCUCCUGCCGAUGAGCUUCUGGCUGUAUCUGAUACAGGAAAAUCGGUUACUACUUCACUUCCCAACAAUGUGGUGAGUUUCUUCCUCCUUACAUUGUGCUUGAAAUUGUAG
Eucalyptus grandis is the source of this 768-nucleotide messenger RNA. RefSeq names its product peptidyl-prolyl cis-trans isomerase CYP71-like. NCBI's taxonomy places the organism in Eukaryota, Viridiplantae, Streptophyta, Magnoliopsida, Myrtales, Myrtaceae. The annotation marks the transcript as partial. The record is from RefSeq and is a predicted model, not a curated record. The transcript is spliced from 5 exons.